AUUCCCCCUCUUCACCCACACACUCCCUAUCCAUCCGCUCACAGCUCCCCCGCUCCCCACCCAUCUCGCCGGCGCGCAGGCGGCGCGCCCCUCCCCGACCAAUCAAAGCCCCGAUUAGCCACCCACAUCGAACACCACCCACAUCGAACACCAUGAAGGCGUCUAUCAAGUUCCGCGACGACGACCGGCCGCUGAUGCGGGCCAAGGUGCCGAUCGGCGUGCUCGGGCUGCCGUUCCAGUCCGGCCUCUCCGCUGGCGGCGAUCCCCGGGAGCUCCGCUUCGAUCUCUCCACCGCUUUCGCCUCCGGGCCAGCUCUCCGCUUAUCGUAUCGCCCCAACGACCCUGGUCUCCCCUUCGCCAUCUCCAUCCGCGCCGGUGCCGGAGCCCUCGGCUCCCCUGUCCGGGCCCCCUUCUUCCUCGCCGCCGAGUUCAACCUCCUCUCUGCCAACUCUGGAUCUCCUGGCUUCUUCCUCCUCCUCAAGCCCCGCCUUGGCGAUUUCUCACUUUCCCACACGCUCCGGUCGUCCACGUCUCCUCCGCCCCGUACGGUCGGGGUGGUCUCCGACGGCGAAGGGCGCGACCGCGAGGACGAGCUGAGCUACAAGGCGUUCUCGUUGAGCGGGAGCGGGUUCGCGGCGGACGUUGCCGCGGCGGGGAGGAGCGGCGGCGUCGGCGCGCUGCUGUCCGGGAUGCGGUUGACCACGAGGAGCGUGCUCCCGCUCUGGGGCAGGGCGAGCAUGCGGUUCAACUGGGGGAUCCGCGCGCCACCGGGGCUGCAGGCAGCGUUCGCCGACGACCGCAAGGACGCGCGCGUGCCCGUCUGCAAGAUGCCGCUGCUGGUCAUCAACAAGAUCUCCAUCGAGCAGGCGCCACACGCCGACAAGAAGAAAGACAGCAAAGCAGAUGUAGAUGUCUCGCUGCCUGCCAUCGACGCCACGGACGCGUUGGAUAGAGCGGGUCACGCCGCCGACGGCGAGGGGUUCUCACUGAUGAGGCGGCAACUGGAGGCGAUGAACGCGGAGAGCGGGAUGCUCCGCCGCGCCGUGGACGAGCUGCGCACCGAGAUCGGGCGCGGCAGGGCCGCGUCCGUGGCAGCGGUAGGGAGGCCGCCGCCACAGCCGCAUCACGGGUUCUCGGUGAAGCCGGAUCGUCGGGGCGGUGGGAAGGAGCCAGCGGCGGAGAACUCAGCGAUGCCAGCGCCGGACGAGGUGGGGGAGGAGUUGAAGAGGGCACUGGAGGCGCGCCGGAGAUGAAAGCUGCCAGAGCUACGCAGCAGAUCUCACUCUUGGUUGCUGCAGUACUGAUUUUGGACUGAUAAGAACAGAGCAAUUCAAUACAGUAGCAUUGGCGACCUAGAAAUCUGGAGCUAUGUAGUACAGUAGUAGUCUGCCUUCUUCUAUAUACCACUAUAGUGUAUGAGUGUACGGAAAUCCCUUUUGGACCUCGGGUUCUGGUGACUGGUGAGGCCUCCAAAUUCACAAUGCGUACCUGCGUGCAUGUGUAUCUUUUAUUCUGCGUACAGAUUUAAUAUCAUGUACAGAUCAUAAAUCAUUUAUAGUGGUAACAUAGAUGCCUUUAUUUAUUACUUUGUAAA
This is a messenger RNA of Triticum dicoccoides, 1594 nucleotides long. RefSeq lists its product as uncharacterized. The coding region runs from base 153 to 1253 and encodes 366 amino acids. The transcript has a single exon. The record is from RefSeq and is a predicted model, not a curated record. NCBI's taxonomy places the organism in Eukaryota, Viridiplantae, Streptophyta, Magnoliopsida, Poales, Poaceae.